Messenger RNA from Panicum hallii, 366 nucleotides. RefSeq names its product predicted GPI-anchored protein 58. The transcript has a single exon. Lineage: Eukaryota; Viridiplantae; Streptophyta; Magnoliopsida; Poales; Poaceae. The record is from RefSeq and is a predicted model, not a curated record. Bases 1 to 366 code for a protein of 121 amino acids.
AUGCCCGCGCUAGUGUCCGCGAGCCGCAGCCCCAAGCCGCGCGCUCGCACGCCAGCUAGCGCCGAGCCGCCGCGCUCCACCUGCGCCCGGCCCGCACUGCCGCACCUGCGUUCGCCUCCACACCGUGCGCUCCCCCGCUCCUGCGUCGCGCACGCCAGCCCGCUGCCGCCCUCGAGCCCGCGCGCGCCGCGCCCUGCCGCGCCCGAGCCAAGCCGCCCGGCCUUCGCGCACGCCUGCGCUCGGGCCUGCGCCCGCGUGGGGCCGCCCGCGCGCCACCAGCUGCCGGCCGAGCCCACACCGGCCUGCAGCAAGCAAAGGGAGGGAGGUGGGGAGAGGAUAAGGGAGAGAAAAUGUGACUGCCAGUGA